AUGGACAACCCACGGGCAAUUCGUUUAUUGAAGAAUAUGGACAAAACAAAGAAAUCAAACUUAAUUUUCUUAAGUGAAAGUUUUGUAACAUCUAUACGUGUGGAAGCGUUGAGAGUGGCUCUUGAGUAUGAGGGGUGUUUUGUAGGGAACUGUAAAAAGCGGAAAGGAGGACUUGUGGUCAGUAUAUGUGGGAAAGGGACGACUGUUUUGGUGGAGGAAAGACUGGACAUGGCCUUAUGUUUAUAUUCUUGGGUAGAGAUGUUUAAAAGCAUUGAAUUUUAUAACCUAGAUGUUACAACUUCCGACUACAAACCUAUUAUUGUAAAGUACCGGUCAGGGGAGAGUAGGAAGUCGGUGAAACAGUUUCGAUUCGAAAAUAUUUGGGUGGCUAAGGAGGAUUGUCGAAGUGUAAUUAACAGUAGUUGGAGAAGUGCAUGUGUCAUGGGUAUAAUGCAAAGAGUUGCUAAUGUCCAAGUAGAGUUAGAGGGAUGGAGCAGGAAUAUUAGACCUAAGUUUGGCUCGCUGAUUUUUAAGAAGGAGGAGGAGCUUUCGUUGCUGCAAAAUAGAACUGACAUGCCAGGAGAUAUGAGGCUUAAGAUGUGUUUGAAGGAAUUACAUGGGUUGCUGGAAAAGGGGGAAAUGUACUGGAAGCAAAGAGCCAAAAAAUUUUGGCUAAAGGAAAUGGACUUUAAUACAAAAUAUUUCAACAACUCAGCUACGAGAAGAAAGCGGAACAGCAGAAUUUUGAGACUAAAAAGUGAUACAUGUGACUAG
Messenger RNA from Mercurialis annua (annual mercury), 774 nucleotides. RefSeq lists its product as uncharacterized. The record is from RefSeq and is a predicted model, not a curated record. Lineage: Eukaryota; Viridiplantae; Streptophyta; Magnoliopsida; Malpighiales; Euphorbiaceae. Bases 1 to 774 code for a protein of 257 amino acids. The transcript is spliced from 2 exons.